AUGUCCUCUCCACCGAUCAAAACCGUCAUGGUGGUGGGUGCAUCCGGCAACACUGGAGUGCACAUAGUCGACAGUUUGCUAGCUGCGGGCUUCACCGUGUCGGCACUCACUCGCGAAACGUCCAAAACAACCUUUGCCGACAAUGUCCAGGUUGUGAAGUCUGACUACACCAUCCCUUCGCUGACUCGAGCCUUCCAAGGACAAGACGCCGUUGUGUCGACGAUUGCGACCUUUUCGGUCACUGAACAGAUCAAAAUUAUCGAUGCCAUGAUUGCAGCUGGUGUCAAGCGCUUCAUUCCUUCCGAGUAUGGCAUUGACACCUCAGACCCAAGGAUUAUGGAGUUACUACCACCCGCCGGCGAGAAGGCGCGGAUCAUUGGCUAUCUGAAGACCAAGGAAGGCAAGAUCUCCUGGACUGGUGUCAUUAAUGGCGGUUACUUUGACUGGGUCCUGAUUGGUGGGGGCAUGGGCUGGAAUCUGCGGACUCGAUCGGUCAAGGUCCACGAUAGUGGUGAUCAGCUAUGGGAAGGCACCAAUAUCGGUCAGAUUGCAAAUGCAGUCACCGCUUGUCUGUCUACAGAGCACUACGACGAGACAAGCAACACAUACAUCUACAUCAACAGCUUCACGGUGAGCCAGAACCAAGUCAUUGCUGAACUGGAGAAAGCGUUGGGUAGUAAGCUCGAGAUCCAGCGCGUCAACGGCGCCCAGGUUGCUGAAGCUGCUCGCGAAGAGAUGGCGAAGGGCGAGUUCGAGAACGUAGCCGGAAGUCCGUAUAUAAAAGGCACUGUCGACCUGAUCACUUGUGAAGUCUUCAAUUUAGAUGGACUGAACAAUUUCUCGGCAACUCGGGGACUGUGGAACGAUCGGCUGGGUCUUCCGAAGGAGAGUCUGGAGGAUACCAUUCGCCGAGUCGUCAAAGCCAUCGCCUGA
Cyphellophora europaea CBS 101466 is the source of this 933-nucleotide messenger RNA. RefSeq lists its product as uncharacterized. Lineage: Eukaryota; Fungi; Ascomycota; Eurotiomycetes; Chaetothyriales; Cyphellophoraceae. The transcript has a single exon. Bases 1 to 933 code for a protein of 310 amino acids. The record is from RefSeq and is a predicted model, not a curated record. Gene Ontology annotation, molecular function: oxidoreductase activity.